Messenger RNA from Myiozetetes cayanensis, 1837 nucleotides. RefSeq names its product transmembrane and coiled-coil domains 6 (gene TMCO6). The coding region runs from base 1 to 1509 and encodes 502 amino acids. The transcript is spliced from 12 exons. The record is from RefSeq and is a predicted model, not a curated record. Gene Ontology annotation, molecular function: nuclear import signal receptor activity; protein binding. Gene Ontology annotation, biological process: protein import into nucleus. NCBI's taxonomy places the organism in Eukaryota, Metazoa, Chordata, Aves, Passeriformes, Tyrannidae.
AUGUGGGGCCGGCGGCGGGGCCGGCGCGGGGCCGGGCGCGGUGCGGAGGAGCUGCGGGCCCGGCGGCGGGAGCGAGAGGCAGCUCUCAGGAAAGCCCGGCGGGAGGAGCAGCUGGUGAGCAAGCGGCUCCUGCGGGAGGACAGCGCGGCAGAGGAGGGGGGACAGGAUGGAGCAGACGCCGUGCCGGACCCACUCUCAGAGGAUGAGGUCCUCGAGCUGCUCAGAGCUGUGCAGAGGGGCUCGGAGGACAGGAAGGGAUCGCUCGGCCGCCUCCGCCGGGCUCUGCAGAACGAGGAGACCCAGCAGAAGUUUGUCAGGCUGGAGGGCAGCGUGCGGACGCUCACGGGGCUGUUCACCAGCAGCCUGGCCGACAUGCAGCUGGAGGCAGCGCGUUGUCUGCACGAGCUGUCCCACUCCAGUGACCCCACUGUGGCCGAGGCCUGUCUGCCUGUGACCUCCUACCUCCUCACGUACCUGUCGGGACACAGCGUGGAGUUCACGGAGCUGUGUUUGUACACACUGGGGAACCUCGUAGUGGAAAGUGAAGCUGUGAGGAAGCGACUUCUGCCUCAGGGCAUCAUUCCAGUGCUGGCAUCCUGCAUCCAGUCCCCACAUGAGGCCGUGCUGGAAGGUGUGGGUUACGUCCUCUCACAGCUCCUCCAAGCCAAGGAAUCACCCGUGGAGAUCAUCCCGCAGGUCCUGGACUCUGUCCUCCCCCAGCACAUGCUUCGCCUGGUGUGCUCCGGCCUCAAGGCUGGGCUAGGAGCAGCUGUGGAGUUUGCCUGGUGUCUCCACUACAUCAUUUGUAGGCACAAAUCCAACACGGUGCUGCUGGCGCUGGGGGCUGUGCCCGCCCUCACCUCUCUGCUGCUCGACCUGGCUUCCGAAAUCCCCCAGGAUGCUCCCGAGGGCCUGGAGCUGCUCAUGUGCCCCGUGCUGCGGUGUCUCAGCAACCUGCUGGCAGAGACGGGCUGCCAGGUGCGGGACGAGCGCCUGCUCAUCGCCCUGUUCCUCCUCCUGCAGUGCCUCCUCCAGCAGCACCUGUUCCUGGGCCAGGAGUGCCUGUGGCUGCUGAACAACCUCACGGCGGACGAUCCCUUCCUCUGCUCCGCUCUGCUCUCCCUGGACCUGCUCCCGGCCCUGCUGCAGCUCCUGCCGUGCUCCCAGAUGGCCUCUGUGUUGGUGCUGACCGUGCUGUGCAAUAUCGCAGAGAAGGGACCGUUCCUGUGCCAGCGGCUGCUCCAACAGCCCGUCCUGCCCCUGCUCCUGCCCAUCCUCACCCAGCCCGACCCUGAGGCCCUGGGGCAGUGCCUGGAGCUGCUGCACCUCCUCUUCCUGCACUGCCCACAGGCUGCUGCUGAUUUCACCAGGCAAGGUGGGAACCAGGCCCUGGAGCAGCACCAGAGCAUCCCAGAGCUGCAGGAGCGGGCACAGGCUCUGCUACACAUGGUCAGGCAGCCCCUGGGAGCCCCCAGCCCCUGCCACACCACACUGCCUGCCUUCUCCUAGGCCUUGCCACCUCCCUGCCCUCCACCAUGUUCCAAGGGGGAAUAAACUGUCUGUCCACCCCAUGCCCAGCUUCCCAAGGGCUCUGGCUCAGGGGAGUGCUGGUCCUUGUCACCAUCUCGGAGCCACCAGCCCAGAGCACCCCCAGAGCCUGGAGAGGAGCAGAGCUGAGCUGCUGCUGGUGCCAGGGAGGGUGUGAAGGGCUGGAUCAGCCAUUCCUUUGGGCUUCCAGCCACCACGUGAAGCUCAGCUCAGGGUAAGCACGCUGUGUUUAUGGAUUGAUAAGUUAAAGAUACACAUCUGACAUUAAAGAUCAUCAGUCACGUCUCCA